GCAGAAACCCAGUCGAACUCCCUCACUAAGAUACAACACAAUGGCUUCAGUGGUGCCAAAAGUGAAACUAGGUUCACAAGGUCUACUUGUUUCAGCACAGGGACUAGGUUGCAUGGGUAUGUCCGGGAACUACGGACCCCCCAAACCCGAACCCCAUAUGAUCAAACUCAUUCACCAUGCCAUUGACUCCGGCGUCACCUUCCUUGACACAUCCGACUUCUACGGUCCUCACACCAACGAAAUUCUCAUCGGCAAGGCUUUGAAAGAAAAAGGACUUAGAGAGAAAGUUCAAAUUGCUACCAAAUUUGGGAUACGAUGGAUAGAUGGAAAACCAGACGUUUGUGGCGAUCCAGCCUAUGUCCGGUCAGCUUGUGAAGCUAGCUUGAAGAGACUUCAAGUUGAUUGUAUUGAUCUCUACUAUAUUCAUAGGAUUGAUAUCCGAGUCCCAAUCGAAGUCACGAUGGGAGAGCUCAAGAAACUGGUUGAGGAAGGGAAAGUGAAGUAUGUGGGAUUAUCAGAAGCAUCUGCCUCUACAAUCAGAAGGGCUCAUGCGGUUCACCCAGUAACAGCCAUACAGAACGAGUGGUCUUUAUGGUCAAGAGAUUUGGAAGAUGAAAUUAUUCCCACUUGCAGGUGAAUUUAAAGCGGUUUUGAUGUUAACAUAAGUCCAGACUGGUUUUAUUUUGAAGUUUGAUGAUGAUAUGAUUGUUAUGGUUUGUUUCUGUUGGGAUUAAUCUUGAUCGGGUCGGAUACGGGUCAAGUACGGUUUAACGGGUACAGGUCAAUGGAUAGUGGCAUGUUGUGCAUGAGUGAAUUAGACUUGGUAACAAGUUUGACCGAAUUCCUUGGAAGUGCACGUUAUAAAGCUGCAUGUUAAGUUGAAGAGUGGGUCAUCCCUAUUACCUGUUCUUUAGGAUAUAGUUUAGUAUUUUAAUAUUUUUAAUUCCCACGUUCACAUAUUGUAUGGCUAUAUAUAAAGCCUUUUGUUUAUUAAAUAAAGGAGUAAACCUUUUUGUUUUAUCAAA
Messenger RNA from Helianthus annuus (common sunflower), 1025 nucleotides. Its product is annotated as IN2-2 protein. The transcript has 3 exons. Bases 41 to 637 code for a protein of 198 amino acids. Gene Ontology annotation, cellular component: cytoplasm. Lineage: Eukaryota; Viridiplantae; Streptophyta; Magnoliopsida; Asterales; Asteraceae. The record is from RefSeq and is a predicted model, not a curated record.